CCUCUUUUUCCAAUCAUGCAUGAGAGAUUCGUACAUAAUGCAACAUGAGUUUGACUUGAGGUCUUCCGCCAGACGUAAUGAAAUAAGCUGACAGCUCGUGUAAGAAAACUCGCAUUGGGAACUUUAAGUCUCAGAGUUUUGAUCAUGGAGGCGACAGGAAAAUAUGACUUCAGUGCUUCAGCGGAGGAUGAGCUGAGCUUCAGGAAAGGAGAUAACAUCAAGGUUUUAGCUACCAAUGACAACUGGUUCCGAGCAGAAAUAAACGGCAUGGAAGGAUUUGUCCCGCAGAAUUACAUCAUCACACACUUCCCCAGCUGGUUUCAGGAGAACAUCAGCCGGCACGCCUCAGAGGAGAAACUGAUGUCUCAGCCAAUCGGAUCCUUCCUCAUCCGCGGCUCACAGAGUUCACCAGGAGACUUCUCUAUUUCAGUCAGACAUGAAAAUGAUGUUCAGCACUUUAAGGUGAUGAGAAGCAAAAGCGGGCAGUAUUAUCUCUGGGACGAGAAGUUCAGUUCCCUCAACAAACUGGUGGAGUUUUACACCCACAACUCCAUUUCCAAACAGAGUCGUGUGUUUCUGCUGACAGAACAGCGGAGUCCAUCAGAUGUUCCACACAGAAAUCCUGCACAACCAUCGGCCUUCUCUCAGGGAAGACCCAACAAUUACAGGGCACCAGCCCUGCCCCUGCCCCGCCCACCUGACCCUCAACCCCUUCCACAGUCGUCUAUGACGUCAGUUCGAGCCAUGUUUGACUUCACUGCAGAAGAUCCAGAUGAGCUGAACUUUCGCACUGGAGAUCUUAUUGAGGUUCUAGAUCAGUCGGAUCGUUUCUGGUGGAAGGGUCGUCUGCGUGGAAGAACCGGACUCUUUCCUGUCAAUUACACAAAUCCUGUUUAAAGCUCAUCACACAUGAAGUAAACAUCUGCAUCUAUCAGAGGAUAUACAAACACGCCGAUGAUUCAUAUUGUUUUAUAUUAAACUUCAGAACAUACAGAGAGAUGUAUUUAACAGCUGAGCAUUCACACAUCAUCAUAAAACAUCCAAAUGAUCUUUGAAAUGAUCAGGAUUUCUGCAUAAAAUGUUCCCAAAACAUGAUUUAAAGUGUUCUACUAUUUUUACUGUCUUCAUUAAUGUUCCUAGUUUUGAUGUGAACAAGUUAUGAAGUUCAUAUUCUUUAUUAUUUACAGUCAAAUAAUCCCAGUUCAGAAAUACAAAACAAAUGAACUUCUCAAAAAGCUUCACUCUUCUGGGCGGUUUUUGCAAUGACUAUUAAUUCAUCUGCAUUUCAGAAGGGUCUUUGUUUGUACAGUUAAUUCUUUUCACAAGUUAAAAUAUUACAAACAAAUGGAACAUGUUUUGAUGUUUGCCUUUGUGUUAGUCUGUUCUUUAAUGACGUCAACACAACAUUUGAUUGGAAGGAAAACAACAGCACAAAUGACUCAGUAAAGAAUGUGAUGAUGUCUUGUUUCGUACAAUUGCAAAUGAUUUCCCUCAGUUUUGAUGACAAGGAUUAAAGGAUCAC
This is a messenger RNA of Triplophysa rosa, 1522 nucleotides long. RefSeq names its product GRB2 related adaptor protein 2b (gene grap2b). NCBI's taxonomy places the organism in Eukaryota, Metazoa, Chordata, Actinopteri, Cypriniformes, Nemacheilidae. The transcript has 8 exons. The record is from RefSeq and is a predicted model, not a curated record. Gene Ontology annotation, molecular function: protein binding. Bases 145 to 897 code for a protein of 250 amino acids.